UGCUCCCCGGCGUCCCAUCAUCGCCACCUCACCUACCGCUACCCCCCCCCUUCGUCAACGCCGCCCAAGGGCGGGGUAGCGAAGAUUCUGAGCGCCGCUUUUAGAAUUCCUAGCGCGCUUGCGCGAGGGCUCGCUCCGGGUUGGCCGUCGGCGGUCACGCGGGCGGCGUCUCGGCCAACGGGGCGCCGCGUAGCCACAGCGCAACGCUUAAGCGCGCGAUGGUUUACAAAGCCGGGCCGCGGCUGACAUUUUCGUUGGCGUGAAAAGGGGGAAAAAAAAGCGAUUGCCGUUCUGGAUUUUUUUUGUUUGCCGCGCGUUUAAAGUCGACAUAAUGGCGAGCCCAGCCAAGGAGAACUACCGGAUGAGAAGCUACAAAAACAAGGCGCUGAAUCCGCAGGAGAUGCGGCGACGGCGUGAGGAGGAGGGCAUUCAGCUGCGCAAGCAAAAGCGAGAGCAGCAGCUGUUCAAGCGUAGAAAUGUGGAUAUUCCCAAUGAGGAUGUCUCAAUGGACAAUGGAAUCCAAGAUCCCUCCGUCACCACCACCAUACCUGGGGAGUUCUCGGUCAUCACGAUUGAAAUGCUGCAGAUGAUUUUUUCUGACGACCCCGAGCAUCAGCUUGCCGCCACGCAAAAGUUCAGAAAGCUCCUCUCUAAAGAGCCCAACCCCCCGAUCGACGAGGUAAUCGUCUCGCCCGGCGUGGUGCCUCGCUUCGUUGAGUUCCUCAAGAGGAGGGAAAACUGCACGCUGCAGUUCGAGGCUGCGUGGGCGCUGACUAACAUCGCCUCGGGGACAUCGACGCAGACGCGGGUGGUGAUCACGGCCGGCGCCGUGCCCAUCUUCAUCACGCUGCUCUCCUCUGACUUUGAGGACGUGCAGGAGCAGGCCGUGUGGGCGCUGGGAAACAUCGCCGGAGACAGCCCCGAGUGCCGCGACUACGUCCUCGAGUGUGGCAUCCUCGCGCCGUUGCUGCAGCUGCUCACCAAGUCGAACCGCCUGACAAUGACGCGGAACGCAGUGUGGGCGCUCUCCAACCUCUGCCGUGGAAAGAACCCCCCGCCAGACUUUGCCAAGGUGUCUCCGUGCCUGAACGUGCUGUCGCGCUUGCUGUACAGCACCGACACGGACAUCCUAGCAGACGCCUGCUGGGCGCUCAGCUACCUGUCGGAUGGCCCCAACGACAAGAUCCAGGCGGUGAUUGACUCGGGCGUGUGCCGUCGCCUCGUUGAACUGCUCAUGCACACGGACGUGAAGGUGGUGUCUCCCGCCCUGCGCGCUGUCGGAAACAUCGUGACGGGAGACGACAUGCAGACACAGGUGAUACUGAACUGCUCGGCGCUGCCCUGUCUGCUGCAUCUGCUUAGCAAUCCCAAGGAGUCGAUCAAAAAGGAGGCCUGCUGGACCAUCUCCAAUAUUACAGCCGGCAGCCGGGCCCAGAUACAGGCGGUCAUCGAUGCCAACAUCUUCCCGGUGCUGAUCGAGAUCCUGCAAAAGGCGGAGUUCCGAACGCGCAAAGAAGCAGCCUGGGCCAUCACUAACGCCACAUCCGGUGGCACCCCUGAGCAGAUCCGGUUUCUGGUGGAGCAGGGCUGCAUCAAGCCGCUGUGCGACCUGCUCACCGUGAUGGAUGCCAAGAUCGUGCAGGUGGCUCUCAACGGCCUGGAAAACAUCCUGAAGCUGGGCGAGCAGGAGGCACGGCAGGACAAUCUGGGCAUCAACCCCUACUGCGCCACAAUCGAGGAGGCAUACGGCCUGGACAAGAUCGAGUUCCUGCAAUCGCACGAGAACCAGGAGAUUUACCAGAAGGCGUACGACCUGAUCGAGCGCUAUUUCGGCUCGGAGGAGGAGGACGGGGAGAUCGCUCCGCAGGUGGAUGAAAACCAGCAGCAGUUCCUCUUCCACCCCCAGCCACAGGCGCCCAUGGGCGGCUUCCAGCUCUGAACCGCUCGCCCCCCGCCGGUCCGGUCCGUCCGUCCGUCCGUCUGCUCGCCCGUCCACCCUCUCCGCCCCCCAUCCCCCCCCCCCCCCCCCCCCCCCCAGAAACUCUCCUUCCCUACCCCGUAGUGAGCGAGCGAUGGCUGCUGUCAUUAAAAGUGGCUUCUUGCCCCGCCCCAACAAAACCCCACCCCGUCCCUCAACGUGUGCCAUGGAUAAGGUAGCGUUGGGAUAAAGCGGACGGCGCCGUCGAGGGUUGCGGCGCCGUCUAAAACGAGAGACGACGAUGUUUGAGUGAGCGCGCGCGCGAGAGAGAGCGAGCGAGCGAGGGUGUUGCUGUGAGCGAGUUGGCGUGGGUGUUGAGCCGAGACAUUUGCCGCGCGACGGGAGAGAGGAUUCGGCGCCCGCGUUUUACGCGAUUCGGGCCGUUUACGUGGUGGAGUAGCGGGGGGGAGGGGGGGGGUCUUUAGCGCUUUAACAACUGCCGGCCCCCCCCCCCACCCCCCGAUGGUUGGGCAAGCAAAAACUUUGCUGCCCGUUUGGGCCGCCACCCCUCCUCUGCCGCCCGUACCCCCAUGCGCGCGCAAAGUCUGUGAGCUGAUGGUGUUGGGCUAUAAGCGGCAUUGGCUUUUCCCACAUGCUGUGCAUAAAGUCCUCUGCUUUAGUUGUGCCUGUAGAUGAAACUAUAAGCUGGGAGCCUCAGCCGUCAGGGAGGAGUGUAAACCCGAGUGUUUCCGCUGUGAAGUCUGACCUUCCCCGAUCCCCUUUUAUCCCAAAUUCCCGCCCCCCCCCCCCCCCCCACACACCAAUGCCAUCCCCCACCCCACUCUCUUUUUUCCCCUCUUCCCUUUAAAACCUUACUGCAUUGUGUGUGUUUUUUUGUUGUUGCAAGUAGUGAAAACAUUUGCGAGCAGUUGGUUAAGCAACAAACAAACUAAACAAGUAGCUGCGAAAGAAAAAAAAAAAUCAGAACUAAUUAUAACCACGAUAUCACUUGAGUGUUUGAGUGUCCCCACUGCAAUUGUGCGAAGCGUGCGAGCGCUACGUGUUGUCGACACAGGGCAACCCCCGUGUAGGGAUAGAGUACAGCCUUGUGAACCAAACGGUACUCGCUCGCCGUCCCUUAACCUCCCCCGUACCCGCUCCCCCCACACACAAUCACACGCGGUGGGGAUUAGAGCAUUGCGGCUGCGUUCUCGCUGCCCAUCAUCCCAUGUGAACGAUCGCCCAGCGCUUCGAAACGGCCGCGGUGUGCCGUAGUGUGCGGUGCCACCCACCAUCGCGCUAUCCCGGUUCGGCCUUCUCACUUGCCCGCGAUCCCCACCAUCUCCAAACCCAGCGAAAAUAAUCUUGCAAAAUAACCAACUCUCCACGCAUGGUGAAUGGUUAUAUAUUUUUCACACUUGGUGGCUGCAUCCAUUCCCUUUUGGCCUUUGCGCAGGGAUGGGGGAGCACACCGUGGGUGGGUGGGCUAUGCGACCGUGAGUUUGUUUUGCUGUUCCUCCGUUGUUUUUUCGGCUCCUUCUUGGUGGGUUUUUUUUUGGCGCAGACCUUUGGGCUGCCUGGCUGCCCACAAGGGCCGCGUCGGAGUGGGCGAGCUGCGACCUACGUGCAAAUUUGUGACCCCGAAAUCAUUUCUUCUCAGGAGCCCCAUGGCCUCCCAGUCUCGACCAGCCAAUAGUCUCUGUCCAUUGCUUCAUACAGACAGAUCUAUUUGCACACACGAACACACGGACAGCUGUAUUUCUUUGUUCCUCUCAAAUAGUCCAUUAGCUUUGAAGGUACUGUUGUUUGGUGGUUCAAACAUCAUCCUUACAAAUAAAAAAAGCAAACAAUGUUCCAUGGUUUGCGAUGCACAUUUGAUGCAUUGAGGCCACCCUAAAUUGGGGCGGAGGGGGGGGGGGGUUUGUGCAGGUGGGCGAGUCACCGUGCAGUGCUGUGACUGCGUGCAUGUUCCUUUCCUUUAUUUUCCCCUCGUAUUUCUUUAAACGGGUGUUCUUUUAACGUAGUCAUAGCAGCAGCAGCCGCCCAAUAAUAUCUUCACCCGCGCAGCAACUGCCACCCCUGCCCAAGGGAAGAACCAUUUUGACAAUACAGAGGGGGGGUGCCCCCCCUUCCUCCCCACCAGCGACCCUGCUGGCAAAUUUCCGAAGGGUGUGUGGCGUUGGAAACGAUGAUUGAAAAACAUUUGCGCUGUGCGAAUCCCCCCAUGGCACUCCCAGGCACACUUUCGAGGGAGGUGCAGUCACAUGGCCCAAGCUGCUGUCAGAAACAGGUCAGGGCUGCCCCCCCCCCCCCCCUUGCUCGCACACACAGAGACGACGGUUCCCUCAGCAGCGGGAAGUUCAAAGUGAGGGUGGAGAAAGUGGUCGCUCGUUUUGUGUGUUCCAGUGGUGAGUCCGUUGAUAGGACAUCCACUGUUGGCUAUCUCACAGAAGUACUAUUUUAGUUGACCCCAUUUGGGAUGGACUGCACCAACGACCCUCAAUGAGGAUUUGAACUUGUAACACUGGCAUCCAUUCACAUUGAGCCACGUGGUUGGAUCCCCCCUCCCCCACUCCUAUAACAAGUGUGGUUCUAUCGAUUACUGGGGUGCACGUCCCUGUCUGCAACCCCCGGGCCCCUUUGCGGCCAUUGUAAGGGCAGCAGGUCCGCAGUAGAGAUUUUAAUUUUGAGCCGCUCUUUUCGCCCCGUGACGUCGACACAGAGCGUGUAGGCGGUGCAACUGCACCGGGGCCCUUGGGUCGGAGGGAGGGCCCAGGUUACAAAGUGGGGAGAAUAUUUGGGCAGAGUGUAUGGGGUGGCCGGGUCACAUCAUCAUUCCUUGCGCCAAGGCACAAGGCAACCCAGCUAUGCCGCUGGUAAUGCCAGGCUGUGUUUGCUGAUGCCAGGGAAAUCUGCGCGGCCAAUUCGAAACUCGUAGGAAAAUCCUGUUUCUGAAAGUCAAUCGGGCAGUGUGAAUGCACCUCUUCCUUAACCCUUGGCUUCAAAAAGCUGUGCCUCCUUUGUGCGUUGUGGUCUUCGACUGCUGUCCACCCACAUCGUCAUAACCGCAUGUGUUGGGUUAUUUUUUUAGUUUACGUUUUAUUCCGCUCACUCCUUUCCUACCCAAUCCGUGUUUUGUUUUUUCCUCUCGUUCUUCAAUACAUUAAAAGUGUACAUUAUAUAAAUAAUUUAUAAAACAAAUCUGUCUCAUUAUGUAGGCUUAUUUUGCAUCUUGUGCAGCCAAAUGUAUAAAAAAAAUAUUUGUAAAUUUAGAAGGGAGUGGUAUUUGAGCAAAGACAUGCUGGGGUCUUAAAAAUAAAGUAAAAAUUAUAAUUGCGUGGGGAUAGAAAAUAUCCUCCGAUUAUUUAUCACCGUUGUGUGUUUAAAAAAUACUCAUUGGCUAGUACGUAACCCACAAGCCAAUUGGUGCAAUUUUAAGGUGUUUGCCAUAAGGUGCACACAUACAUGAGAGGUAAGCGAUUUUUAAAUUGUCAACUUGGUUUGGCACUACCUCCCGCCCAUUAAAUCGAUCUCUUAAAUAUAAACGCUCAUUAACAAAUCUCCUUCUGCGCUGGUCGGAAAGAGUCCCCGGUCGUGCCAGUUCAGUUGGGUCUUAGGCGCAAAGGGUUGAACCAACUCAGCACAACCACCCCCCACCCACGCUUUCCCAUUAUUUUUGUAAACGUUUAAAUUUAUGUAGACAAGUGACUAGAGGUUUAAACAAGAGGUAGAAUUGUCCACUGAUUAUCUACACUGGCUUGAGAGCUAAUUUUUUUGUGAUUGUAGCCUUCAAACAGCACUGCUGAACAAACCAGUUUUGCACUAAGCUAUCAUUCACCUUACAUUCAUGUAGGAGUUUCAAAGCAGUGAACGCUUGCAGCUUUUAAUUAUGUUAAAGCAGUAGGGUUUUUUUCUUUAUUGCAUGAAAACCAUACCUGGUCAGCUUCUGCUGAAUUUGAAAAAUGACAGCGUAGUUUGCUUGGGUAGAACUACAGCCAAAACAACAUUACACCAUUUCAAGUAAUAGUAUUUGGGUUUUUGGGUUCUUCAUAAACCCUCUGCCAAACACAGUGAUGUUGGCGUUUAAUUCGAUCAUACAUCCAACACUGCUCUAACAGUGGUAGGAUGGUGUCUUUUAUAUUUGUCAAGCCCAUCAUGUCUGGGCACAUUAAUUGCCAAUCGGGCUGUACAUUUUUCAAUUAUUCAGCCUUCUGCAUCGUGUCUGGAUUCGGAAUUGCUGUCUCUAUGUUGGGUCUAUCUACCUCUUCUCAAAUGCUCUCAAACUGUGACCUAAACUGUUUUGCUCUUUGCUUUGAAGACAUAAAGCUAUGAAACUAGUAAACAAAAAUAGCAUUGAUAUAAUUCUAAAACAAGUGGGGGGAAAAAUAUAAAAAAAAAAUGUUUAAAAAGUGACAUUUAGCAGAAGCUGUUAAGGUUGUAUUAUUCUUGUGAUGCUCUGAUUGGGUUUAAGCUUCAAACUUGUGCUGAUUUUGUGUAAGAAUUUGAUUUCUUUUGCCCCUUUUUCCUUCGUGUUUAUUUUUUAGUCCCUUUAUUUCCGGCGUAGAUAUACUCGCCGAUGGGUCUUACCUUUAAGAAAAAUGCAUAAGAAGAAAAUUGUAUGUAAAAAAUAAGGGAAUAAGAAAGGUUUAGAAACCAAGUUAGUUUUAAGCCCUGGUAGAGAUGUAGUCUGCCUGUGCAGACGCACAACAGCACCGCGACCCGCAGAAUCACAACCCAACCAAGGAAUCGACCCGCAAGAGACACUUUCGCGCAAAUUUAACAAAAUAAUAAUUAUCAAGGACCAACCCAAUCCCAAGCUGUCGUUUAUACAACCCCCCCCCUUCUCUCACCGAAACCGGGCCACCUUGGUGGAAAUUGAGCGGUAGGCUGGGCAGGUUCCUUGUUGGACGAUGGGUUCUGCGCGGCGUGUGGGAGGAGGCAGCAGCGAGUGUUUGUUGUGUCGGUAAUUAAUUAUUGCGGUUCGCAUCAUUAGUACUCUGGGCCGCGGCUUUGUUGGGAUGGACACACGCAGGACUCUGUGACGGGUCGCCGGCUUGAGUGUUUUGAGCUCGGCAGAACGGUUUGGCAAAAACCUUAAUUUUUUUUCCACCAAAUUUUUUGUUUUUUAAGAUGCGUAUGACAACGAUGGGGUAAAAAAAAAAACAGCGGGGCGUUAACACUGCUAAAUCUGUUGCGGGCAUGUUUACGUUUGCCCGUGAAAGGCCCGGAAUAAAGCACGCUGUUCAACCAAAUUGUCUCAUGGUCACCUCCGCCCCCCGCCCUAACCCCACCGCACUGUUUUUCUCGGCCACCGUAAUCGGCGCCAACCCCCCCCCCCCCCCAACGCGCGCCCCCCCUCCCGGCCGUGGUUGACGGGUCGAGGAGGUAGACGUGGUGGGAGGUGAGGGGUGGGGGGCGGCCGCUGCCCAGUUGGCACGCACACGGCGGCGGCGGCAGAAUUGGGAGAGGCCGCGAUUGACGUCCCAAUGCCCCCAGGGGCCACGGCGUCUCCGCCAAGUCCUCGCGCUUACCUCCGUCACCCGCUUUGCGUGCCCGCUUAUGGGUGUUGCUCUUGUUUCGGCUGACGUGGGGGGGCGGGGGUGUUAUUUUAUUUUGUUGUUCCUGCCCCCCCCCCCCCCCCCACCAGGAUUUUGUUGAUCUGCGGCUAGCGACACGACCACCGAGGUCCUUGAGUGUGUGUGGGCCCCAGCAAACCCCAUCCCCCAACUUUAUUAAGUCGUUAAGUGUAACUCGUUAUAAGGAAUCUCAAAAUGUUAAUGUGAAUAUUUGUAAGGCCACCUUGCCAGGAAGGAUUUCACGACCGAGGGGGGUUCAAAAUUAAACUUAACUGGAUAAAUGAACUUUUUGUUAAAUAAUGCUGGCAGAAAUUAGUCGAUGCAAAAAUGUAUAUUUUUGCAUUCAAAGCGUAUUGAAGAGAAAAAAAAUACCGUAUAUACUGCAAUUUUAUAAAUGGUUCUUACGUUUUGUUAACGUACCUUUUGCUCAUGCUGAAGAAUUGGCAAAAGUUUCAGAUUAUAAAACACCAAGUCUUUAAACUAUUUACAUCUAUGACCAUGCCAUUGCUGUAAUUGCUACUACAAUGUCUUUUUUUACCAAUAUUGUGUUUAUUUGAUCUCUUUGCAUAAAUGUAAGCCAGUACAAAUAUCAUUUUUCAGGAAUCACAUAAAAGUAGCACAUGAUUGAAAUUUAUAAUUGGAACGCGGUAUUUUAGUUUUCGACUUGAUUUAUGUUGUAUAAAUAUUUGUAGUAUUUAUAUCGUUAAAUAUUCAAUUUGCAUUUUAUUUUAAUAUCAAAAGAAUAAUGAGACAUGAACUUAAAAAUUGUCAUCGAUUAGCCUAUAGCGUUAAAUUGUAUUUGCCGAAUCCAGUAAGAAGGGGUAGGUGAAUUGAGUCCCUUUUUUUCGAUGGAUAGGAGAAAAAGUUUGCUCGAUUCUGGGGAAUGGGUCUCCUGGCAAGGUGAUGCAUGCACGCACACGCACACACUUUGUCCCUUGGUACCGUUUUUCCUGGGACGCGCGCACACGCACACAUCACACGCGCACACAUACAGUCGCAUGCCGACUGGACGGCCCCCGUUCAAGAGGCUUUUGCUGGAAAAUUGAGUGCCCAAUUAAAAAAAAAUAUAUAAGCUUAUUAUCUCAAGUUCCUUCCCAGUUAGCGGCGGCUGCCGUGCCGUUCCCUUUCCAAAUUUGCAGCCCGUUCCGCGCGUUUAAAUAUAAUAACAUUUCUUUGACAUAAAACAGUUGUGUGGCACAUUACGAUCUAUCUGCAGACUGCUGCUUUUUUUUAAUUUCCGGAACAAAUUCUGUUUAUGGAAAAAGUAAUAGGAACAUUGCUCUGGCCUGUACGCUACAGUUCUCGGCAGUAUUUAUUUUUAUAAUCUUGUUUACAUUUUUUUGGCGCUGCGAUCUUGGCAGAGGAGCCGCCACAACCGGCGGACAAGGCAAUUUGCAAACUCCUGCCGUCUCGAAGUCGGGAACGGCAGAAAUAAAUAAAAGGGGCGGCAUGAAUGGGGGCCGGUCGCUUCUCAGUUUCCUGCGAAAGCCAGCGUUUGAACGGAGGAUACCAAACGGAGAACAACCCCGCGACUUGUGCUGACGUUCCGUGUGUGUGCGAGUGAGAGGGAGUGAAUGCUGGACUGACUUUUGAUUGAUUGGCUGUGGCUUUGCAGACUUAAAAAAGGAAAAAAAACUAUCUCUUACCCCCCACCCACCACCCCACCCCACCCCUUAAGCCUAGAUUGACCGCAGUGGUCCGCAGUAUCGGUGUGGCAUUAUGCACAUGUUUCAGUACUUUAAUGCAGGAAGUUACUGACAAGCGUCAGUUGUUCAUUGUUUGUCUCUCCUAGGAUAAAAGCUGUGGAAAGCUUUAGCCGGAGGGACAAGUGGCCCAUGUUGCUGUCCCUAAUUUUUUUUUGGGCUCGGCGUUUCCUGGCGCACAGGGCCAUGCUUUGGGGGGGGGGGGGGAUAGUCUGGCUUCAUCUUUGCGUUUAUUUGCCGUGGUCAAAUUGUGCUGCGCUUUUUGGCGACGCAAUACAAUAACAAAGAACUGCAUUCACGCACACACUUGCGUGUUUGGCCAGGAUGCGCAAGUUUCCACGGGCCUUAGUUAUUGUUUUAGUCGAUAACAUCGAGAAGAUGCAUAUAUACUAUACAUAUAUAUUGGCGUUACGCACGCUGUCGGUUAUCGGGAACCCAACGUUGAGAGCAAAGAGCGUGAUCUGCAUUGCAGCUUGGGAGUCGCGUUGCAAAUUGUAGUCGCAAUGCAGGUUGGGCAGUUUGAGUGACAGGUUCCGACACCAUUUAGUGUGACAACUAAGCGAGCAUUGUUGACUUGUUGAGCUUGAAAUGUUAGCAUAUUCUCGCCUCACAAAUGACUACGGAAUCGUUGCAAUAUCACGUCAAGAAGUAUGCACUGUGCACGUAAACCAGCCUACGUAGUGUCUCGUCCGCAUCUUCCGUUCACGUGGUGUGUCUUUCCGUCGUCUCAUUCGCGUCACAUGUUUUGUACGAACAGUGUCCGCAAGCACGGCAAUAUUUGCCUGCUGGUGGUGGUGAAUUCCACUUGGACGUUGAGAUAUGUAUUCUUUGGGUCUUUCGGUAAAGUCACUGAGAUAGGUUCAAAGAAAAUAACAAAAAACGACGUUUCGAUCGCAACACAAAGCGGUCAUCUGCUUGAGAUUUUGGCUGUGUGUGUACCCUAGCCACCUGGCAGGGUUUCCUUUGAUGUUUAUUUUUCGUUGUAAUCAGAAAAAAAAGUUUCUUUCGAUUUUCUUUUCCACCUCUGUACGCGUGAAAGUGUUUGAGCCAUGGUUGUUAGCCAAACAUAUCCCUGAUAACUGCAUCGAUAAUCGGGUCAAGCCGUUGCCCCCCCCCCCCCAAGAGGUCCGAGACUUCUCCACUGGACGUGAUUGUGUUCUCUCUGCUGGUGCAGACACCCAAAAAACUCAAAGACAUGCGACGUAAUAACUGGAACUGGCGAGCUUAACUGGGACACGGUUUGCACGGAUGGAAGUUGCCACUGCACGCGUCCAUUGUUGCCUACUUGAGGCGAAUUCCGGCGUGGUCCGUGCCUGGGUUUCUUUUUUGCCGUGCAGCGGGUAAAUUUUGAUGUCUCUCCAUCAUCAUCAUCAUCUCUGCUCUCCCGUUUCUCACCGAGGCUGUGGAAGGGUUCAUUGUGGCCGGUGACAUUGUUCACUCAAGUGUGUUUAGGUAAGCCACAGGUGUCUCGUCUUUUCCACCCAAGGUAAGUUUUUUUUUCUUUAUAAUUUCGACUUAUCAAAUGUGUUGAUGAAUGUGUGUGUUUGCACAUGUUAGAGGUGACGUAACUGGCAUUCAGUGACUGCUAUUGUACAAACUGCUUCAUUUUUUUAAAGGAUUUUUUUCACACCACACGGCCCUUAUAAAAAGGCGCGCGCACCUGCUUAGAACGUGCGGCAAAACAAGUGAUAACAACAAGCAAUAAUCGGACCUCUUAACCAAUUCUCUGAAAUGCCCAUUUAUUAAAUGUUUGAUUCUAACUAAGUUGAGCAGGUUUGGGCACUUAACAAUAACUGCGCGUGCCUCAGCCGCAAGGCCGGUGUCAGUCUUGAUAAACAAUAGCACCGAUAGGGCAGUUUAGAUGCACGCUUUUUUUGUCAUUGGAUUUCUAAGCGGGGAAAAAUCUUUCCUUCCCUUGUCCAUUGUAAACCAGCAAAGCAAACAAAAAAAACAGGGUAAUUGAAAACAAUACCGCAAACGGGGCAUGGGUGGAAAAAGUCUGCGUUCAUCGAUUUGACGUGAAAUUCUACGUUUUGUUUCUACUGCAGAAAAAAACAAGCCAUUUAUUUUCUUCAUAAUCACUAUUCUCUACUUGUGUCCAACUCAAAGGAGGCCUUUGUCAAGUAACGUGAAACCUAUAUAUUCUUAUUUGUUAUACAUUGAAUUAUAUUUUCAUUUUCUAAUUGUGCAAUGUGGCUAAAGAAAAUUCCGAUUUUGGCGAAAAAAGCGGAUUCUACGAAAUCUCCCAAGUCACUAGGGUCACUCGAGUGUGCACAAUGCACACUUAGGUGCAGAUGUAGAUUUCUAAAGGAAAGCGGCAAUUGUGCUUCAAACUAUUGAAAAAGUGCUAUUUUAAUAAUUUAAAAUAAUACAGGAAAAAAAUAACUAACAGCUGUAUGCAAAUUAGCUGAGGCUUUGAUGGCCGAAUUGAAACAACAUGAAGUCGGGCAGCUUUAACUGGCUUGAGGUUGCCGCGGGAAUAUUUAAACUCGGAAUACGCUCUCGAACCAAACUUUGCUGUAUUGAAAUUAAUAAAUAAGUAAAGGACCUGUCAAAAGCGGCGAGUGACCCCCCCCUCCCGGGUUCGACACCGGAGCGCGAGUCCGGCGUGUGACCUCCCUCGGCCCCUUUCCCUUCUCGACAUGCCCCCCAUCCCAUCCCCGUUUACACUCAGCAGCAACGUGCCAUGGAUCGUGCGCUAUUUUAAAUGUUUUUGCCUCCGCAGGUACAAACCUCACUUUUCUGUGCAAUACAUUGUUUCCUCAUCCCCUCGGCUUCACGACGUUGGCUUUUUUUAUGCCUUUUUACCGUAACCUCAGAGUAGCGUGUUGUCGCUCAUGACUUGUUCCGAUUUUUAUUUCAUUUUUUUUUUCCUUUUUUAUCCGUAGGAUCUGUUUACUGGUUUUUCCUGAAUCGGCUUUAAAAAAAAAGUGUUACAUUGCAGAUGGAAUGUCGGCAGAUAUAUUUUUCUUGGGUGCCGACUAAAAGCGUGCGCGAUUUCUUUUCCUUUACGAAUAAUAAUAAUACUGUAUUUUGGGGCACACGCCAAGGCUUAAGUUAAUUUUCGUCACGUGGCUCUAUUAUGCGAUGUUUCUGUGACAACCACGCGUUGCAAUACGAGAGAAAAUUUAAUCUUAAACAGCCAAGAGUGUUCACCUCUGCCGCAAAGGCUGGCUUUCUUCCAAUAAAGCUAAUCUAUUUAUUUGGUUUAUAUUUUUAAAACAGCACUUCAUUUGUACCUACAAAACUUGAACGAUCUCUACCAUUUUGUACGCUGCGUAUGGCCGCCAGCUGGUGCAGAGAUUUGACAGACUGAAGACGUUUGCAUUGACUUUUAAGGAGUGCUGUCUGGAGAGGUGUGAGUGAGUUGACAUACGUAAAUAUUGAAAAAUAUAAAGUACACGAACACGACUCGCAGACAUACACAACUACAAAGAAAUUUCAUUUUGUUACUUGUAUUAUGGUUUUUCCUGUUUAACAUGUAAAAUUGUAACCAUUUAAAAGCGAUAAUAAAAGUCUUCAGUUACAAACA
Petromyzon marinus (sea lamprey) is the source of this 12729-nucleotide messenger RNA. RefSeq names its product karyopherin subunit alpha 5 (gene KPNA5). Gene Ontology annotation, biological process: protein import into nucleus. The record is from RefSeq and is a predicted model, not a curated record. Lineage: Eukaryota; Metazoa; Chordata; Hyperoartia; Petromyzontiformes; Petromyzontidae. Gene Ontology annotation, molecular function: nuclear import signal receptor activity; protein binding. Gene Ontology annotation, cellular component: cytoplasm.